AAAUUAUGCAAGUACUGAUUUACAUUUUCGAAUUGCGAAAGGCAUCAUUCUGUCAAAUGAAAAGUAUUCGUCAUCUUGUUUUAAACAACCAAAUGUGAAAGAAAUGUCCUAGCUCACACUACAGCGGCUAAUUUUGUUUGCCGACUUCAAGAUAUCUUGAUGGCUGAUUACUUGAAGUCCGCAUUCAAUUAUUUUGCUACUUCAAAUACCAACAAGAAUGAGAAUGAAAUCCUUGGAAGUAGUAUAUCUGUUGGACAGUUAAAUCUGAAAGUAAAGCGAGUUAUUGCUGAAGGCGGUUAUGGAAUUGUGUAUGAAGCUCAGGAUGUAAAUGAAAACACUUUGUAUGCUUUAAAGCGAAUGCUUGCACACGACAAAGCUUCAGCGGAUCUGAUCAUUCAUGAAGUCCGUUUGCUGAAACAAUUAAGUGGACACCCCAAUAUCCUCAAGUUUUUCAGUGCAGCAUCUGUUGGUAGAGAGAAAGUGAAGGGUGUUGGCACUGAGUUUUUAAUACUCACAGAGUUUUGUAAAGGCGGACAGUUAAAUGAAUAUUUGCCGGCACCACGAAGUGAUACACCAUUAUCUACCAACGUUAUAUUACAAAUUUUCCAUCAAUGCUGUCGAGCUGUUCAACAUAUGCAUAGUCAGUGCCCACCUGUAAUACACCGCGACUUGAAAAUUGAAAAUCUAUUGCUUACCGAUAACUUCAUUAUUAAAUUGUGUGAUUUCGGCAGCGCAACUACAAUCACCUAUAAUCCAGACCAAUCAUGGACUGCUUUAAAACGUGGAAGUGUUCAAGAGGAGUUGGAACGUUUCACAACACCAAUGUAUCGUGCUCCAGAAAUGCUGGAUCUCUAUCAAAAUUAUCCUAUCGGUACAGGUGCUGAUAUCUGGGCCUUAGGUUGCAUACUAUUUUAUUUGACGUGUACUUAUCACCCAUUUGAAGAUUCAUCAAAACUUGCCAUACUUAAUGCAAAUUACACCAUACCAUCUUCAACCAAUCCAGAAAAUACAGCUUUCUUCAGUCUUAUCCGACAGCUACUUUUGAUUAAUCCGUCUCAGCGUCCUAACAUAAAUGAAGUUCUUGGUGAAUUAUCUGAGUUAGCUUCCAUGCGAGAAGUUCGUGUCAGUGGUUCUAUUCCCCUGUUGGAAGAAAUCGCUAAACGGCGUAAUUUAAAUGCUCCCACUCCUACGAAUCCGUCAGUCAACCGUAGCGAAUCUAAAACAAAUGAAUGUCGUCCAGGACCAAUCCAUUCAGAUGGUACUACCAUAGCGAACCAACGGGCAAAUCUGCAACCUCCAUCCAAACCGUCUAGACCUAACCCCCCUCCACCCAUAGUAAUAUCACAACAACAAGGUGCAAAUCCAACAGUCACUUUUAACGCUACUUCAGCGACGAAGACACAGACGCCUACAGUUACACAAAGUUCAAGUAACAGUCAAUCACAGAAUCAAUCGGUGAGUAAUAUGUUUGGUAUGAUUAAAGGUGGAGCUGGAAAUCUAAUCCGUAAUAUUCGAGAUGCUUCGACAAAGGUUAUUGGAUCUGUUUCUACCUCAUUGAAUACGGAACUUGAUUUCCAGUUCAUCACUUCUCGUAUAGCAGUUACGUCUUUUCCUAUUGAAAGUGGAUUUGAAGUACUUGCCAAUGUUAAUUCAAUGGAAGAAAUGCAAAAUAUGCUUGAUACACGUUUUCCAGAUGCCUACGCUGUGUAUAAUCUUAGUACACGAGCCUAUCGAUCAGAUCAUUGGUUUCAUGGUAGAGUAUCUCAUCGUGGCUUUGAAUCGCAUCGUGCUCCUUCAUUAAAAUCUUUAAUUGAAUUAUGCUUAAAUGCUAGGCUAUGGUUAACUCAGAAGCCUAACAAUAUUUGCGUAAUCCAUUGUACUGAUGGGAAAACGUUGUCUGCAAUGUUGGCGUGUUCUCUAUUAUGUUUUUGUCGGGUGUUUGAUAAUGCUUCACCUGCUAUUCAAUUGUUUGCAUCAAGGCGUGGUAAUCCAGGUUUAAAUGCAUCACAAAUCAGAUAUAUUGACUAUGUGGCUCAGUUAAGUCAUAAUCGUGUAUUUACACCGCAUCACUUCCCUUUAAAUCUUAUCAGUUUAACCAUUGCACCGGUGCCUACAUUUAAUCGAUCAAAGAAUGGAUGUCGUCCGUACGUGGAGAUAUUUGAAGGGAAAACUAUGGUGUGUUCAACUUAUACAGAUUAUGACAAUCUAAGACCAUAUGUUCUUGAAGAUGGAAAGAUUGAGAUACUGUUGAAUGGAUUGACAGUUUUGGGUGAUCUUACGGUUAUAAUUUAUCAUUGUCGAUCUUCGUUUGCCGGAAGUGGAAAGAUUAGGUCAGUAAAGAUAGCUCAGUUUCAGUUGUACACCGGAUUUGUUGAACAUAACCUCACUGAAUUAAUCUACUUUAAGUCAGAUUUGGAUCAUCUUGACAAUAGUAGCAGUUUUGCUGGUUUCACUAGUCGUUAUGCUGAGAGUUUUCAUGUCACACUGGAGUUCAUGGUCUCGCCUACUGAACGCCCAAGACAAAGUGAUAAUCUCGUGUAUCCAUGGGAAACAUUGCCUUCAGAAGACGCAUUACGACCUGAAUUAUGUGUAUCCACUUCACAAGAGUUGACCAGUAUAUUAUCUGAUUUCGGACGAUUUAAUCGUAAGCCAUCAGUUUCAACACAGAGAAAAGAUAAUUUAGAACAAAAUCAAUCCAAUUCACAACAAGAAAAAGUCAAUCCUGAGAAGUCGAUGCCAGCAUAUCAACCUACUGCUGAUAAUUCGAGUAAUAUCCAACAAGAGGCUACAGCUGAUGACGACCUAUUAGUACCAGACUUAAUUAAGGAUAACCAAGUCAAACCUACAGAUCCAUCUACUUCGCCUAAUCAUUCCCAUAAACCAUCUGUUCAUAAUAAUAACAACGUUCAAUUUUUCAAGGAUGAAUCCUCUGACAAUACCACUUCAUUGUUGUCAGAAGAUCGACCUAACUUUGAGUCGGAUUUUGUGGACCUACUGGGAUUGCAUACAGAAUCUUCUGUACCAUCCAACGUAGACAGUGUUGGCGAUCCAGUUCUAAUUGAUGUGACACAAAAUCCUUUUGUAACUAACAAUGAAAAUGCUGGAGACAGUGUCGGCACACCAAAGAAUCAGAAUGGUAUAAAUGAAAGGAAAACAGAUAAACAAUUGUUUGUUGACGAUUUAUUCACUUUUUCUCCAACUGUUGAUGAUAAUCCAAAUAUUGAUCUUGUUUGGGAGGAGGCUUUAAGAAAGCCGUCAGAAAAUCCUUCUACUACUCACAGUGGUAGUGGUGGUGCAGCUGCUAGUGGCUCAUCUAAUAAUCCUUUCGAUCCUUUUGGAAUAGCUACAUCUGAAUUGGAAUCUGAUUUCUUCUCGACAUCAAGUUUUCAUAAUCCUUCUACACAAAGUAAAAGUAAUUCAACUAAUGACUGUUUUGAACAAACAACUAGUCAUUUAAGUGGAAGUGCAAGUGCUAGUAAUCUGAAUCCACCUAAUAUCAAUCCAUUGUUCUCAUCAACUUCUUAUUCUAACUUGGCACCAAAUACUGAAACUUCAGAUAAUACUGCCGCUGGAGCUACCGGUAGUCGUCAUAGCCUUGAUCCGUUCGCAGAUUUUGCUGAUGUACUUCGCAAUGGGUUAAAUAAUCGAAAUCCUCCUGCUGCCACUGCUACCAGUAGUAGUGCGAAUGCCAAGCAACCACCGACGACAAUGGGUGGUUUUUCUGCUGGUCCUAGUCCAGUGCAUCAUCCCAGAUCUGGCAUUGACCCGAAAUUUACAAACUCAUCAACAAAAUCAGAUGCUAACCAAAAAGACAAUACUACUAACACUGGUUAUACUCAUGAGAAGUCCAGCCAAGCUCAUACUUCGUGGUCAGGUUUUACAAAUACCUCAACAUCCUCAUUUCCAAGUGCUGGGACGGGAGCUAGACCUCAAGUUAACAAAGAUGCUUUUUCUGAUCUACUCGGUGGAUUUGGUUCUUCUCGAACAACUAAUGCAGAUGAUAAACAACCAAAAACAGUCAAUCAAAUUCGUCGUGAAAAGAUGGCUAAAACCACUGAUCCAGAACAGUUGAAAGUUUUUGACUGGGCUGAAGGUAAAGACCGCAAUCUUAGAGCGUUAUUAUGUUCCCUUCCUACAAUAUUAUGGGAUGGAGUACGUUGGAAUCAUGUGGGUAUGGCUGAUCUUAUAACCCGUGAUCAAGUUAAACGUCAGUAUCGGAAUGCUGCGCGUGCAGUUCAUCCUGACAAGUGGAUGGGUACAUCUUAUGAGAAUAUGGCCCGCUUGGUAUUUGUUGAACUCAAUGAUGCUAUGGCUGAAUUCGAAAAGGAUGCUAAUAAUAAUUCCUCGACAAAUAUGAAUUUAUGAUCUUUAGAUGACUGCAUAUAUAUCUUUGUUUUCCUCUUUUCGGUCACUCACUCAUUGGUUUUGUCUCUCUCUCUCUCUCUCUGUUUAUUAUUCUCCAACAAAUAAGUUGUAAUAGAAUUUAACACACUGUGAUAUCAUUCCACAUCACUGAUGACUCUUUUCUGUCAACAUGCAUAUUUCUCUAUUUUAUAAAUUAUGUCUCUUCAUACUAAUGCGACUGUCUACUUUCGCCACCUUCCCCCCCCCUCCAGAAUAUAUAUAUAUAUCUGUGAUGAUAUAGGACUGAUUAUAUGAAAAAAAACUAUUUUUGUGACUGUUGACUCAGAAAAAUAGAAGCCUUUCUUCCUCACCACCACAUUAUCUAUCGGCUUUCUUCUUUUGUCUCCCCCCUCCCUUCUUCUUCUUCUUCGAUCAUGAAUUCUUACUGACAUGAGAUUUUUCGCUCCUGGUUCUUUCGCGCAUCGUUUGUAAUAUAAAAAUGGUUAUAUUCAAAGCAUCAUACCUGGUUUUAUCCUAACCUUGUUACUCUGUCAUUGUUAUUAUUAUUAUUAUUAUCAUCAUCAUCAUCACAGUCGUCUGUACAACAGUCAUCAUAAUCCACAUGUGUUGCAGUUGAUAAUAAUAAUAAUAAUAAUAUUCAUGUCUGUAUAAGCUGUGCAAUAUACAAGCGCCUGCUGAACAACAUAUUCACCAACGCAAAUAAAAAGAAACAACACUUUACAACAAUCAAUCAAGUGAAACCUCUGUAUGCAAGGGAGAAAGUAACGCCUGUGAAUUGAAAUUUUAUCCUUCGGUCGAUUUUUGGCCUAUAUCUAAUUGUUCAACUAGUUAAGGUUUUCUCUUCAUUAAAGUGUAUAUAAAAAUGGUAUGAAUGAUGUAUUUAUUAUUACUCUGUCAUUAUUAUUAAUAUUAUUAUUCUUAUGAUUACCACUCAUAUUACUAUCAACACUUCAGUAUGGUUAUUUAUCACUUCUUUAACCUACCAGUUAGUUUUUCAGUUGAAAAUUUUUUCUCUUUGUUUAUUUUUGUUCUUGUUGUUGUUGUUUUCGUCAUUGUCAGGUAGUUCUCACGAACUCCUGAACUUAUUAUCCUGUAUAAUACAUUUCUGAUGCAUAUAUAUAAAUAUAUAUAUAUAUUUCCCAGUUAACUGAAAAGUAACUUGAUGCCUUUCUGUCG
Trichobilharzia szidati is the source of this 5541-nucleotide messenger RNA. Lineage: Eukaryota; Metazoa; Platyhelminthes; Trematoda; Strigeidida; Schistosomatidae. The record is from the annotation of a GenBank genome assembly.